This is a messenger RNA of Asterias rubens (European starfish), 833 nucleotides long. Its product is annotated as histone H3, embryonic-like. The record is from RefSeq and is a predicted model, not a curated record. The transcript has 3 exons. Lineage: Eukaryota; Metazoa; Echinodermata; Asteroidea; Forcipulatida; Asteriidae. Gene Ontology annotation, molecular function: structural constituent of chromatin; DNA binding; protein heterodimerization activity. The coding region runs from base 1 to 750 and encodes 249 amino acids. Gene Ontology annotation, cellular component: nucleosome.
AUGUCUGGACGCGGCAAAGGAGGAAAAGGACUCGGAAAGGGAGGCGCUAAGCGUCAUCGCAAGGUGUUGCGUGAUAACAUCCAGGGAAUCACCAAGCCCGCUAUCCGCCGUCUGGCCCGCCGUGGUGGUGUCAAGCGUAUCUCCGGUCUGAUCUACGAGGAGACCCGUGGUGUCCUUAAGGUCUUCCUUGAGAACGUCAUCCGUGAUGCCGUCACAUACUGCGAGCACGCCAAGAGAAAGACCGUCACAGCAAUGGACGUCGUCUACGCUUUGAAACGUCAAGGCCGUACCCUGUACGGAUUCGGCGUACCCCUGGCUGGACAAACUGAAACAACAACAAUGGCUCGUACCAAGCAGACCGCACGUAAAUCUACCGGUGGAAAGGCUCCACGUAAGCAGUUGGCCACCAAGGCAGCCCGCAAGAGCGCCCCAGCCACCGGCGGAGUCAAGAAGCCCCAUCGUUACAGGCCCGGAACCGUCGCUCUCCGUGAGAUCCGCCGUUACCAGAAGAGCACAGAGCUUCUCAUCCGCAAGCUCCCCUUCCAGCGUCUGGUCCGUGAGAUCGCUCAGGACUUCAAGACCGAGCUCCGCUUCCAAAGCUCUGCCGUCAUGGCUCUUCAAGAGGCCAGCGAGGCUUACUUGGUCGGACUCUUCGAGGACACCAACUUGUGCGCCAUCCACGCCAAGCGUGUGACCAUCAUGCCAAAGGACAUCCAGUUGGCUCGCCGCAUCCGUGGUGAACGUGCCUAAGAAGGGACUUCCCAAAUCCCCAAAACCACCGGCUCUUUUCAGAGCCACACAAAGUCAAAAAAGAGAAUGAUACCAAUGUCUGA